Eremothecium gossypii ATCC 10895 is the source of this 891-nucleotide messenger RNA. RefSeq names its product Mob1p (gene MOB1). The transcript has 2 exons. The record is from RefSeq and is marked provisional. Gene Ontology annotation, molecular function: protein kinase activator activity. Lineage: Eukaryota; Fungi; Ascomycota; Saccharomycetes; Saccharomycetales; Saccharomycetaceae. Gene Ontology annotation, cellular component: nucleus; cytoplasm. The coding region runs from base 1 to 891 and encodes 296 amino acids. Gene Ontology annotation, biological process: positive regulation of protein phosphorylation; signal transduction; cell division.
AUGUCAUUUCUACAGAACUUUCAUCUGAGCCCAGGCCAGACGAUACGGUCCACGCGGGGGUUCAAAUGGAACACGGCCAAACAGCAAGACGGCGGUGGGUAUGGCGCAGGGAGCGGGCACCUGACGGCUGGCGGCGGGACCGGCACAUUACUCGGGGCGCAUGCAAUCACGUCCACUGCGGUGGAAGCGAGCCCUGGCGGGCUGUUUACGACGCCGCAAAAGCCCACGAUGUCGCAGCCCAUCACCGACUUCAACUACACGCCCUCGCACCAGAAGCCGUACAUCGUUCAGUCGCCGGGCACGGUGGUGACCUCGCACAAGGACAUCAAGCAGAUCGUGGAGACGACGUUGGGCUCAGAGGGCGUGUUGAACCAGGCGGUAAAACUGCCCAAGGGCGAGAACCUGGACGAGUGGAUCGCAGUGCACUGUGUGGACUUCUACAACCAGAUCAACAUGCUAUACGGUUCAAUAACGGAGUUUUGCUCGCCGCAGACCUGUCCGCGGAUGAUAGCGACGAACGAGUACGAGUACCUGUGGAACGUCUACCCCGGGAACCCGCCGGUGUCGGUGGCGGCGCCGAAGUACGUGGAAUACCUGAUGAACUGGUGCCAGCAGCAGUUCGAUAACGAGGAUCUCUUCCCGGCCAAAACAAACGUCCCUCUCAAGAACGGCUUCAACGACAAGAUCGCGAAGCCGAUCCUCAAGCGGCUGUUCCGUGUUUACGCACACAUAUAUUGUCAUCACUUCAACGAGAUCCUCGAGCUCAACCUGCAGACGGUACUCAACACCAGUUUCCGUCAUUUCUGCCUGUUCUCCGAGGAGUUCCACAUGCUGAAGCCUUCAGACUAUGGUCCUUUGUUGGAGCUAGUAGAGGAGUUCAAGGAUAGAUAA